ACAUCGAGUUAGCCUUCUUCUGUCGCGAGAUCUUAGUUUUGGGUGGUUAGAUCUGAAAGCUUUAGAAUCGACUUACAUCCUCCGUCUCUCCUUGACCUCUUAUUACCCCGAAUCCCACCUUACCCCCCUUGAAAAACAUGCCAUCGAUUGUGAUUGCAAGGAACCAUGCGAGCGGUCAGAACUUGGUCGAUUCGACUAAGCUCGAAAGAAUCGUAAUUGAUUCCAAAACGGCGAGCCUGAAGAAGGAUAAGAAGGAAAGAAAACACAGGAAGGAAAAGCGUGAGAAGUCUCACAAACAUUCAUCCAAGAAAGCCGAUGAUGUGCUUAAAAAACAGUUGUGUCCCUCUAGUAAAUCCCCAGUCUUGUCCGAGAAGUCUGAUGUGACAGAGGAGCUCGAGGGGCCUCAAAACCACCUCGGUUAUUUGUCUGAUGGAAGUCAGAAUAGUAAGAAGAGGAAACGAGAUGUCUCUCCUCCUGCUGUUGAGAGUCUCAUUAAAGCUGCACCUGUAGCAGAUAAACCUCUACGUAUUCGUUUGAUCUUCAAAAAACCAAAAGUCGAAAGUCCUCCUCUACCCCGAGAGGAUGUUGUUUCCUGCUCCACUCACAGAGCCAAGACACCACAAGCUGUCAUAUGUUCAAAAGUAUGUGAGCCUGAGCUGAAUGUUCCGUCAACAUCUGGUUCUGCAUUAGUUGAGUCAAAGAAGAUAUGUGAGCCUGAAUUGAAUGUUCCGUCAACAUCUUCAGCUGCAAUAGCUGGAACAAUGAAGAGAAAGAAACACAAGCCGAGCAAAGAAGAUCGAUACAAUGCAUUGUUUGAUGACUGGACUCCACUUACCUUCACUGCCAUGGAGGUUGAUACUUCCUCUAAGAAUGACGAUGAAGACUGGUUAUUCGGGAGCAAGACGAAAGAGAGAACAAACUGCAAAGCAGCAGUCAAGAUUGAUGAAGACGUGAGCACAUCUAGUGAUUCGUCAUGGCCUAAAGCUCAGUUUUUGCCUCAAGUCGGGAUCUAUUCUUUACCUUACACUGUCCCAUUCUAAUGUUUGUUAGUCUAGUCUUACUCUUGUACAGUAACUGAUUGUAACAACAGUUUCUCUAAUCUAACCCAAUUUUGAUACACGGUUCACUUCUUC
Molecule: messenger RNA, 1133 nt
Organism: Eruca vesicaria subsp. sativa (arugula)
Lineage: Eukaryota; Viridiplantae; Streptophyta; Magnoliopsida; Brassicales; Brassicaceae
Source: the annotation of a GenBank genome assembly